This is a messenger RNA of Rhea pennata, 5066 nucleotides long. It is a transcript of the gene GLS, whose product is annotated as glutaminase. Gene Ontology annotation, biological process: L-glutamine catabolic process. The transcript is spliced from 18 exons. The record is from RefSeq and is a predicted model, not a curated record. NCBI's taxonomy places the organism in Eukaryota, Metazoa, Chordata, Aves, Rheiformes, Rheidae. Bases 35 to 1972 code for a protein of 645 amino acids. Gene Ontology annotation, molecular function: glutaminase activity; protein binding.
GGCGGGGGCACUCGGCGGAGGGAAGUGGCGCAGCAUGAUGCGGCUGUGGCGCUCGGCGCUGCUGCGGGAGCUGCUGCGGCUCAGCCAGCCCGGCGGCCCCGCCGCCGGCCCCGGCCGCCUCCCGCCGCCGCUGGCCGCCCUCGGCGCCAGCCCGCCCGCGGCCCGCCGCGGCCCGCCGCCGGCCGCGCGGGGCUGGUGCACCCGCUCCGAGGGCGCCCUGGAGGAGCCGGGCAAGGCGGCGCAGCAGCCGCCGGCGGCCCCCGGCGAGCCCCCCGCCGGCGGCGGCGGCGGCGCCAACAACAACCACGGCGGCGGCAAGGAGCUGGCCGGAGGCGGCGGGGGGGAGAACAAGGUGAAGCAAGGUCUCCUGCCUAGCUUGGAAGAUCUUCUCUUCUAUACUAUUGCGGAAGGGCAAGAAAAAAUACCAGUUCAUAAAUUCAUUACUGCACUCAAAUCUACAGGAUUACGUACAUCUGAUCCCAGGUUGAAAGAGUGCAUGGAUAUGUUAAGACUGGCCCUUCAAACAACUUCAGAUGGUGUUAUGCUGGACAAAGACCUUUUUAAAAAGUGUGUACAAAGUAAUAUUGUAUUGCUCACUCAAGCUUUCAGGCGGAAGUUUGUCAUUCCAGAUUUUAUGUCGUUUACCUCACAUAUUGAUGAGCUGUAUGAAAGUGCUAAAAAACAAUCAGGAGGAAAGGUUGCUGACUAUAUUCCACAACUGGCCAAGUUCAGCCCUGAUUUGUGGGGUGUGUCACUUUGCACGGUGGAUGGGCAGAGGCAUUCUGUUGGAGAUACCAAAGUUCCGUUUUGUCUUCAGUCCUGUGUAAAGCCUUUGAAGUAUGCUAUUGCUGUUAAUGAUCUUGGCACAGAAUAUGUGCACAGAUAUGUUGGUAAAGAGCCUAGUGGAUUAAGAUUCAACAAAUUGUUCCUGAAUGAAGAUGAUAGGCCUCAUAAUCCUAUGGUGAAUGCUGGAGCAAUUGUGAUCACAUCCUUAAUCAAGCAAGGAGCAAAUAAUGCAGAAAAAUUUGACUAUGUGAUGCAAUUCAUGAAUAAAAUGGCGGGUAAUGAAUAUGUUGGAUUCAGUAAUGCUACGUUCCAGUCUGAAAGAGAGAGCGGAGAUAGAAACUUUGCAAUAGGCUACUACUUGAAAGAAAAAAAGUGCUUUCCAGAAGGCACAGAUAUGGUUGCAAUACUAGACUUCUAUUUCCAGCUUUGUUCAAUAGAAGUAACAUGUGAAUCGGCAAGUGUGAUGGCAGCAACUCUGGCUAACGGUGGCUUUUGCCCAAUCACUGGUGAAAGAGUUCUGAGUCCUGAAGCAGUCCGCAAUACCCUGAGUUUAAUGCAUUCCUGUGGCAUGUAUGACUUUUCAGGGCAGUUUGCCUUCCAUGUUGGUCUUCCUGCAAAAUCUGGAGUUGCUGGUGGGAUUCUUCUGGUUGUUCCUAAUGUUAUGGGCUUGAUGUGCUGGUCACCUCCUCUGGACAAGAUGGGCAAUAGUGUUAAAGGGAUACAUUUUUGUCAUGAUCUGGUUUCUCUGUGCAAUUUCCAUAACUAUGAUAAUUUGAGACACUUUGCAAAGAAGCUUGAUCCUCGCAGAGAAGGUGGUGAUCAACGGGUGAAGUCUGUGAUAAACCUGCUGUUUGCUGCCUACACGGGGGACGUGUCUGCGCUGCGGAGAUUUGCUCUCUCAGGAAUGGAUAUGGAACAACGAGAUUAUGAUUCACGAACAGCAUUGCAUGUAGCGGCUGCAGAAGGACAUGUGGAUGUUGUUAAAUUUUUACUGGAAGCAUGCAAAGUGAAUCCUUUUCCCAAAGACAGGUGGAAUAACACUCCUAUGGAUGAAGCUUUACAUUUCGGACACCAUGACGUAUUCAAAAUUCUUCAAGAGUAUCAGGUCCAAUACACGCCGUCGGAAGACUCCAACAAUGGGAAGGAGAACCGAACGGUUCAUAAAAAUCUAGAUGGCUUACUAUAAUCAUGCUCAGCUAGAUCCUAAGAAUCAAAUCACUUACUAUUUAAUUGUGGUAUACAUAAGUAAUGAAGAGCGUGUGUGUUUCUAUCUGAUAGUGGUAUAUAUUUUACAGAAGUCUGUUACUUCAGUGUUAUGUUACAGGAGUUUCUAUACGCACAGGACAAAUCCAAUCUCAAAAAAACAAAACCAAGUAAGAAUCUCCCUCCAUAAUGUGAGCAAUAUUACCUCAUGCUGCAUAUAAUUGAUGUAUAAAAACAUUUAGCUGUUGUUGGCUUUACUGUGCACUACUUAAUUUAUUUUUGUGUUCUGUGUGAACUCUAGUCUGUGGUCACAAAUUUUCUGCUGAAUUUUUGUUUCUAGAGCCCUAUGUUUCCUGUAUGGCCAAGAUGAGCCGGAGUACUGUCAGGUCUAAGUGUUGGUGAGGUUUUUUGAGAGCUGAGGAUGCUGAGGUAGAUGUAGGCUGGGUGUGUUAAGCAAGGAUCUGCACUUAGCUUUAUAUAUAUAUAAAUAUUCCACACAACCUUGUUUACAUAAUAUAAAUAUUAAAAGAAUAUAUUGGUGACGGCUUGUCCUUAGAGAGUCCUGUCAGGGAAUCCGUUUUCAGGUUUGCUCGACCAAAUGACAGAGAGGAGCGUUGACUUGUAACAUCUAACGGUGUCUGGUGUCCUUUUUGAGAUGGUUUUUCAGAUCCGUUUGCCUAGUUCCCCCCGCCCCCACGUCGGCUGCUAGCGUGCGCCCACCUCCACGGGGAAGGCGGGCGCCUCUGCUCCGCACUGCUGGGCUCCCUGCAGGCACCUUCGCGCUGCAGCGGGCCUUGGCGAGCUUUGUUCUCGGCAGUUACACCAGGAGUCAGGGAGGGGAAUGCAAGUAUGUGAAAGGUAAAGUACUAAACCAAAUACUGUAUGUAGAUCUGAUUUAAUUUAGGCUGGUAAAAAGGAACGUGAAUGAAGCGAAACAGCUUUAAGGAGCAUAGAGCCAAUCAAAAGCAUGAGCAGAGCAGGAGAUAAGCCAAAUUUGGGGUCUGUUCUCUUGCACUAGGAUCAACCAAGGAGCACUUACAUCGGUGGAAUUAUACUGGUGUAAAACAGGAGCAGCAGUUCAGCAGUAGGAGCAUAAUUCAGUGAUUCCUUUAGCAGUGAACUGUGGCUGCUAAUGCCAGCAUGGCUUGUGCCAUGCCAUGGGAAAUAGUUGCAGGUGUUUGUUGUUAGCAGAAUUACUAUGUUAUGCCAGUUCCCUAGCCCUUGUGUAACUGUUCUUAUCAGUGAUGUUGCACAAAACCUCAAAAAUAAGCAUUUAAACUUGAGAGUUUGAUGUCAUGCAGCACCUGGAAAAGGAAAUUAUGCUUGAGAAUUGUAUAUAUGGCUGUUUGUAUCCUAACACAUAGGGUGCAAGUCCUUAAUAGGUCUUGCAGUUCAGAUUCUCUGGGUGUAGGCACCAAAACCCUCCUGAAAUAAUGGCUAAACUCUCUCUAGAAUGGUGCAAGCACUUUACACAAAUCAUCUGAACCACAUUAUCCUUCUUUUGCAAAUGGGGAAACUGAGGGAUAAAGAGGCGUAAUUUCCCCAGAAUGACCCGGCAGGUCAGUACAGUUCGGAGUUCCUGUACAGUCCUCUCGUCAGUUUGCCAUACUGCCUCCUACAGGGAGGAGAAAUCAAACGGAGAAGUGCUUGAGGGUCACCACAAGUAAUGACUGGUUUCAUGACGGUAUCUUGGAAGAGUCUGAAAGUCUAAAGCCCUGAAAUCACAUUUCCAAGUUUGCCAGCAUGGUUAUCAAACACUUCUCCAGAAUCCCGCUGCUGUUAAGCUGCUUCUUUUGCUGAAGAUCAGCUAUUUUUCUGAAGACUUAGAAUCUUUUGACUGGUUUUCACGUCCUGUGACACUGCCAUCUUAACUCUGAUCAAGAACUAGAUGAAAUGGCCUUUGGCUCCUCAUUUGGCCAGACUGGUCACUGUUGAGUAGAACAAGGCCUUUUUUCUCCUGCACCCUAAACUAAAUCCCAACUUGUUUUCUCUGGCAAGAUCCAACAAAAUUAGGAGGAGUCAAGUCUUUCAGAUGGACUGUAGUUUAGUAUUCUCUAUCUCAAUGCUAAUCUGAUUUUUGUCCAUGGUUUUUCUAUGAAAGCUUAUCCUUUAGCUUUUCAGAAAAAUAUCUGAUUUACUUUUAUUUAACUAAAUCUACAUUGCUCAAACUCACAUUUUAAAAAGGUAUAUUAUAUGCACACGUGCACACACAUAUAUACACACACAGAUAUAUUUAAAAAGAAAAAACACACACAAAGAAGACAUUUAGGCAUUUUAACUGAGUAACAAAGAUCAUGGUUGUCCCUGAACUUAGUGCUUUUCUGAAUUAUACUGAGUGCUUUUGGCCAGAGUCUUAGCUUCAGUGCAUUUCUGCUGGUAAUUAGUUUUAGUAUUUUCUCAUUAUGAGACGAUGCAUCACUUUGUAAUGCAUUAGUGUCCAAUUUAGUGCAGUUUAGACAUGGAGUUACUUACAUGCAGUACAUUGGUUUGCCUGUUCAUCUUUCAUGACACUGACAUGUAGAUUUAAAUUAAAUAGCUUUUGGUUAUCUCAUCAAAUGCUGACUUCCUACUUCCUUACACUCCAAAGAGGAUUCCCCCCACUCCUUUGUUUUAAUGUCAUGUAUGUGCUUCUGUAUCACAAAUUAAAAUGGUUAAGCUAACUUAAUGCUUUGUACACAAAAAUAUUGUGCUAGUCUUAGCAUUAAUUAGCCUAUCUUUGUGAACAAAAUGUGUUGUACCAGUUUUUGUGUUUUUUUUUUUUUUUUUGUGGGGGGGGUGUUAUUUUUUGGUUUUGGGGUUUUUUUUUUUUUUUUUUUUUUUUGCUUCAGAGCUGGACUAUCAGUGACCGUACUUACUGGCAGCGUACUUCUGGUCAUUGUAACUAGUUGGGCUGAUCUUGACUUCUAGAUUCUGUAUGUGGGGAAUAGACAGUGAUGAAUGUAUUUCUAGCAGUUUCCCAUGAAUGAAUCUAAAAUUUGAGCUGUACUGGUUCUAAAAAUGAAAGUAAGUUAUUUAUUUUAAGAAAUGCAGUCCAGAUGGUGUUGCUUUUUACAGCAUAAUAAACGAGAAUCAAAGAA